CAGCCAUUCCUUUCCAAACCAGCCCAACAACCCCACUUCAUCGCUUCUCUGGACUGAUUAUCAAUGGAUUCAGAUUGAAUCGAAUCGUUAUUGACCCUUUCCUUUCCUCCCUUCCUUUCAUCACACACACACACAUAGACAAAUACCCACAUACCAUAUUUAUAUAGCAUCUCCACUUGCAUCAUAAUGAAGCCUAGGAAUAAUAAUGAUACCAGGCGCACAAGGAAAAGAAUGUCCUGUGCAUGGUUGCUACUCUUCCUUGUCAACUUGAUGACUCUAGUCCAUGCAGCACCUCCUGCUUUCACCUCAACACCCCGCAACCGUAUCUUUUUCUGGAAGGUCACUACUACCACAUUUGCUCCGGACGGUGUCACUCGUCCCGUCAUCCUCGUUAACGACAAGUUCCCAGGGCCUAAAAUCGAGGUCAACCGAGGCGACUAUGUGACUGUGGUAGUUGAGAAUGCGAUGGAUGUCCCGACUUCAUUCCAUUGGCAUGGUCUGACCAUGCGCGGUGACCCUUGGUACGACGGUGUGCCCGGUAUGAACCAGUGUCCCAUCCCCCCUGGUACCAAUUUCACUUAUGCUUUUGGCACAGACAAUGUUGUUGGAACACAUUGGUGGCACGCCCAUUUUGAAAACCAAUAUAUUGACGGACUGAUUGGUGCCCUCAUUAUCCGAGACCCACCCGAGACAAACCCGUUCUUGAAUGCAUACGAUGAAGAACGAACAGUCAUUCUUUCAGACUGGUAUCACCAACCUACGGGUGCAUUGCUGACACAGUAUCUUUCGCCAGAGAGUCAUGGUCAGGAACCCGUGCCAAAUAAUGGCCUCAUCAAUGGGAAACAUACCUUCAAUUGUGCCAAUAUUCAGCCUUCUGAUCUUCCUUGUACCAAGGGAGAGCGCACAGUCAUUCACUUUGUACCCAAUAGACGAUACCGACUCCGCAUCAUUAAUGCAGGCGCUGCUGCACCAUACUUAUUCUCAAUUGACAACCACACACUCCAGGUUAUUGAGGCAGAUGGUACGGAUUUAAAUCCAAUUACAGUAGACAGUUUACCGAUCAACACAGGUCAGCGCUACUCAGUCAUUGUUACUGCCAACCAAGAUGUCCAAAACUAUUGGAUGCGUGCAGAGAUGGGCAUAGAUUGUUUACCCAAGACUUCCACCAAUCUUGAUCCAAUCAUCUUGGGCGAAAUUCGAUAUCAAGGAGCUGGCACUGCGGAACCCACUUCUGUUGGUCGAUUCAACCCACCACCUAAUCUUGGAGAAGGACAGGAACCCGUUGUCAAUCCGGCAUUUUCGGAGGCUUGUCAAGAUUUGGAUUUGAAUAAUCUUCAUCCUCUGAAGCCUGAGCCGAUUCUGGAGCCCAUCACAAACAGUUUUUUGGUCCGAAUCUCAUUCAAAAAGAAUGCAACAGAUAAUAUUGUUCGGGGUUAUAUGAACGAUAUUACCUAUUCAGGAAAUGCAUGGAAUCCAACCAUUAACCAGAAUCUGGAUCCGGGCGUAGUCUAUGAGGUCAAUCAACAUGUGAUGAAGAUUGAACGAAGAGGAGCAGUUGUGCAAAUCAUCUUGGAUAAUUCGCUUGGUGGUGAGCAUCCGUUUCAUCUUCAUGGACAUACAUUCCAGGUGAUCGCUCAAGGAGUGGGAUUUUAUGAGGAAGGGAAGACACCCAUCAAUGCCAUCAAUCCACUCAGGAGAGACACAGCUACUGUACCCAAAAAUGGAUUCACCGUCAUCCGGUUCAGGGCCGACAACCCCGGCGUAUGGUCUUUACACUGUCACAUUGAGUGGCAUGUCACCACAGGGUUGGUGAUGCAGUUUGUUGAGCUACCGGAUGAACUGCGUGCCAUGGGCAUUCCAAAACAUGUGAACAAACUCUGUGAGGCUGGACCACCACUGGGAUUCAAGGCUCAUACUGGAUUUGUUCCUAAACCACUGGCCCCUCCCUCAUAGGUCUCUUCACUGAAUCCGACUAGCAUAUUAAUUAAUAUCCAUACUUCUUUACUCCAUCCCUCACC
This is a messenger RNA of Lobosporangium transversale, 2018 nucleotides long. Its product is annotated as Cupredoxin. The record is from RefSeq and is a predicted model, not a curated record. The coding region runs from base 187 to 1953 and encodes 588 amino acids. Gene Ontology annotation, molecular function: copper ion binding; oxidoreductase activity. The transcript is spliced from 3 exons. Lineage: Eukaryota; Fungi; Mortierellomycota; Mortierellomycetes; Mortierellales; Mortierellaceae.